This is a messenger RNA of Dichomitus squalens LYAD-421 SS1, 1221 nucleotides long. RefSeq lists its product as uncharacterized. NCBI's taxonomy places the organism in Eukaryota, Fungi, Basidiomycota, Agaricomycetes, Polyporales, Polyporaceae. Bases 1 to 1221 code for a protein of 406 amino acids. The transcript has a single exon. The record is from RefSeq and is a predicted model, not a curated record.
AUGCAUCCCGCCGUACGACGGCUCGAACGCAUCCCUCCUGAGAUCUGGCAAGAGAUCAUUGCCUUCGCGUGCACCGACGGCGGCGCCACAGGCAGGUCCAUCGCCCUCACCUGUCGAUUCUUCCGGGAGCAGUCCCUCCACGUCCGCUUCACCUCCCUCUCCUUCAAGAACACCACCCGCCUCCUCGUCUUCCUCGUCUCCCUCCGCGUCCAGCCCAAGGACUGCAAACCGCGCAUCCAGCACGUCGCCCUCGAGCCCUCGCUCUACACCGGCCACAUCCCGCGUGCCCUCCGGCACCUCGCGGGCAACCCGCAGCCCGGGCAGGAGGUCGACCCGGUGGACCUCUGCGCGAACGCCGUCGAGGCGCUCUUCUCGCUCGCCGCGCGCCAGCUGCGCACCCUCUGCCUCGUCGCGAACGCGAGCAGCGCGGUGCCGUUCCGCUACUUCGUGCACGCCUUUCCCAAGCUCGAGGAGCUGAGCGCGUGGAACCACCCGCUGUGUCCCCCGCCGGCGACGGGUGCCCACGAGUACCCGCCGGGGCAUGCUCACGCGCAUACACUUCCUGGGUCCCCAUUCGCCAGCCCGGGCAGCCCAGGCGGCGCCCGGGGCAUGGACACCGACGAUAGGCAGGAAGCCGGGGUAUUGCUCCCGGCGAUGAAGCGUUUCCACUACGUUCUGACGGAGCCGGGCAUGUCCUUCAAGAACGUGCUCGCGAGCUUGCCGGCGCUCGCCUCUCAUAAGCUCACGCAUCUCCGCUUGUCUGGCUUGACCUCCGCGGACGAGGACGUCCCGCGGAUACUCGCUGACAUCCUCGGGGUGCCUGCACCGAUGCCCUUGCGGGAGCGCGUGCGGCUAGGUAUCACGGGUAGCAGUGGGCCACAGUCGCACUCGCCGCUCGACACUAGCGGGGCGAGGUUCCCGAACUUGCGGCAUGUAGUGUUGUACGCGAUACAGCCGGGGAGAGACGAUAUGCAGUCGUUUCCCAGGUGGGCGACGCUGCUGGGUUUGCUGAGGGAGCUAGAGCGCACGUGCAAGCGCGUGGUUGGGAUGCGGAUGGUUGUGCUGGAACGGAGCUGGAUGAGGAAGUCGAGGUGGGCGACGAGGUUGAAGGACGAUUGGUUACAGCGGAUGGAGGGAGGGAGGGGGUGUUGGGUGGAGAGUGAGGUUGAGGAGUCUAUAAUUGAGGGACCUCUGGAGGCUCCGAAGGGCGUGGAAUGGUAG